Messenger RNA from Lolium perenne, 1317 nucleotides. The record is from RefSeq and is a predicted model, not a curated record. NCBI's taxonomy places the organism in Eukaryota, Viridiplantae, Streptophyta, Magnoliopsida, Poales, Poaceae.
AUGGGACAACUCAUGAAGGACACCGACAUCUGUUCGGACGACAUCAUCCGGACGUUCAUCUCGCGCCGGGUGCUUCCCCUCAAGCACCGGGCCCAUAAAAUGAGCGAAAUGUAUGGCCCUGGCGAUCCUACCAAGAUCACCUGCCUCCCUCUAAGCAAAGAGGAUGCAAAACAGCGCUUCCCUCGCAUCGCGGCGGAGCAGCGAGGCCCUUGCCGGAAUCGGGCUCUGGACACGGUGGACCCGGAUCCUUACAUCCAUUGGACCGACAUCAAGAUGGGCCGCACGCACACCCCGCGCCCCGAUGCUCCCUCAGCCGGCACCAACCCACAGGUCCUGGACCACGUCACACCGCUCCAGGCCGAGGUUGGCCAUGAGUUCCUGGAGAAGCUCACCUCCCAGGGCAAGAAGAAGAAGGCACCGGCAUCUGAAGCCGGCCCCAGCGAGGCUCCUCCCGCCAAGCGCCAACGGCAAGAUGUUGUCGGCGGGAAGGUGGUCUCCAAGAAGAACUACCGGAGGCGGGAGAUGCCGGUUUCUUCCGGUGCCGCACUCAAGACUUCCAAGAGUGCUUCCGGCAUUCCCCCGGAGAGCUCUGAAGAAGCCGUGAGGCCUUCACCUCCACCUCAACCAAGCCCGGCACCAUCUGGUGCCGGCAACUCUUCUGCCUCCCCUCCAGGGGGCACAACAAGUGCGGGGCACGCAGCCCCUACACCUCCAGAUCACCGCGCGGAGGGGGACAAAGCUUCCCCUCCAGAGAUUCAAGACACUGGCGCCAGCAACAUCGGUGCCAAUACCGAAGAUGCCGGGGGGCUGGAGCCUUUGGCUCCUACCGCCCCGAAGAAGAAGAAGAAGAAGAAGACUGCGGAUUCUUCCUCCUCCAAGCCCGUGCCGGACUCUUCCGCGCCGGCAGGCUCAGCUCCGGGCCAGGACGCACCCGACGCCCGUUCGCCGCUCAAGACAACGCCUGCGCCUCCGCCAGAAAAUCCCACCGGCAAGCCAACUGUGGCCAAGCCGACGCCGCCGCCAAGCAAAGGACCCAGCGCGGCUGAGCCCACGCCGUUUUCAAGGCAAGGACCCGCUACGGCCAAGCCGCCGCCGCCGCCAGAAGGCACCAAGCCCCUCAAGCCGGAACCUUCCAAGGCGGAGGCCACAGCUUCCGGCACUCCUGCCUCCGGCCCGCAGCCCUUGGUGCUACACGCCGGCCACGCCGCUGUCGUGGCCGGAGAAAAGGCUUCCGGUCAGCUAGGUCAAAUCACGGAGCUGACGCGCGGAGGCAACGAGCUGGGGCACCUGCUCGAUUACGCUGAGAAGUGGAAUUGA